Molecule: messenger RNA, 1896 nt
Organism: Penicillium canariense
Lineage: Eukaryota; Fungi; Ascomycota; Eurotiomycetes; Eurotiales; Aspergillaceae
Exons: 2
Coding region: 1-1896 (631 amino acids)
Biological process (GO): oligopeptide transport; transmembrane transport
Cellular component (GO): membrane
Molecular function (GO): dipeptide transmembrane transporter activity
Source: RefSeq, a predicted model, not a curated record
AUGGCGACUGCGGAUGUAACCCCCUCGUCCCAUUCCUCGGAGAUCCAGGAGACCGACCGUGCUGCGACCAUGAAGGGCGAUGAGUUUGUCGACCCAGGCCGCCCCGAGAAGAGCCUCGUUUCUGCCUCAUAUAACCUCCAACUCGGCGACGAGGACCCUACCGAGGAGGAACUGCACGGGCCGAGCGCGUUGCGCCGUGUGUCGGCCCCGAUUCCGUGGGCCGUUUACACUGUCGCCUUUGUCGAACUGUGCGAGCGCUUCUCUUACUAUGGCACCCAGGUUUUGUAUUCCAACUUCGUGAACCAUUCGUUGCCUCAGAUCAAUGGCCCUCCCGGCUCGCACCAUAACACUGGUGCUGGUGGUGGGAGCGCCCAGGGUGUAUCGGGAGCGCUGGGCCAGGGCGUUCAGACUGCGAACGGGAUCAACACGUUCAACACUUUCUGGUGCUACGUGAUUCCUUUGUUCAGCGCCUACGUCGCCGACGAGUACUGGGGACGAUACAAGACCAUUUGCUGGGCGAUUGGUUUCGCCAUUAUUGGUCAUAUUAUCCUGGUUAUCUCUGCGAUCCCCCCGGUGAUCACCAACACCUCGGCUUGCUUUGGCGUCUUCAUGCUGGGUGUCAUCGUCAUGGGUUUCGGUACCGGCGGUUUUAAACCCAACAUUUCUGCCCUGGUCGUCGAACAGAUUCCGGACGUGAACCUGAAGGUGCGCACCCUGCCCUCCGGGGAGCGGGUUGUCAUCGACCCGACCAUCACCCAGAGUCGUAUCUACCACUACUUCUACCUGUUCAUCAACAUCGGCGCGCUGAUCGGCCAGAUCGGUAUGGCCUACGCCGAGAAGUAUGUCGGUUUCUGGCUGGCAUACCUGCUGCCGACGCUGAUGUUCUUGACCACUCCCUUGGUGAUGUGGUGGGGGCGCAAGCGCUACCGCCAGUCUCCUCCCCAGGGCUCCGUGACCUCCAAGGCGGUCCGGGUGUUCUUGUACGCGCUGCGAGACCGGUGGCACUGGAACCCCAUCAAGUUCUGGAAGCGCAGCCACGAUGGCACCCUCUGGGAAGCCGCGAAGCCAUCCAACAUUCCGCCGCACCUGCGCCCCGCCUGGAUGACCUUCGAUGAUGCAUGGGUGGAUGAGGUGCGCCGUGGCUUCGCCGCCUGCGCCGUCUUCUGCUACUACCCGCUGUACUGGGUCGCCUACGGCCAGCUGACGAACAACCUGACCGCGCAAGCCGGAACAAUGACGCUGAAUGGGGUCCCCAACGACGUGGUGAACAACCUCGACCCCUUCGCGCUGAUCAUCUUCAUCCCAAUCUGUGACAGCUUCUUGUACCCCGGCUUGCGCAAGAUGGGCAUCCAGUUCACCGCCAUCAAGAAAAUCACCACCGGCUUCAUGCUCGCCGCGCUAGCCAUGGUCUGGUCCGCCGUGAUCCAGCACUACAUCUACAAGAAGUCGCCGUGUGGCUAUGACGCGAACAACUGCUACGCCGAUGACGGCAGCGUCAUCCCCGCGCCCAUCAACGUCUGGGCGCAAACAGGCGCGUACGUGCUCAUUGCACUGUCCGAGAUCUUCGCCUCCAUCACCUCCCUUGAGUACGCGUACUCCAAGGCCCCGCGGAACAUGCGCUCCCUCAUCCAGGCCAUCUCGCUCUUCACCAACGCCAUCUCCGCCGCCAUCGCCGAGGCGCUGAACCCGCUGUCCAGCGAUCCUCUGCUGGUCUGGAACUAUGGCGUGUUCGCUGUUAUCGCGGGUGUGGGUGGUUUGCUGUUUAUUGUGCAGUUCUGGAGUCUGGACAAGGAAGAAGAUGCACUGAACAACUUGCCUGAGGGCCACGUCGAGGCUGACCUUAAGGGCGCGCAGGGCAUGCUAGAGGCAGCUGAGAUCGGGCCUGUGAAGGGGUAA